CUGCCAGUCGUAUCUUUGAUCUUGAUGUUAAUACACCAAUGGUUCCAUUGCAUCUUGCAGACGCAAACUGGAUCGCUUGUGAGAUGGUGAAGUCUUUAUUGUUGAACAAAAAAAAAGAUCGCAAAAUUAAUCACAAUCUUUUUGACAAUGUUCCUGAGCCCCUUUCCGGAUCGAUGUUGGGUGGUAUGGCUAACCUCCGUGUUAAUUCAAGUAAUGCCUCUGGUCCCUCUCUUUCAUCUUUUACGCGUACCAUGUCCACGGAUGACAAUGCUUACGAUGAUAUUCCGAUGGAAGCUUACUCGAUCACAAACGAUGAAAUUGUUCCAACUUUCUCUGUUCCUUCUAGGCCACCUACCACACCUACCACACCUACCUCAUCUAUGCCACCUACUCCAUCUAUGCCAUCUAUGCCACCUACCACACCUACCACACCUACCUCAUCUAUGCCACUUACCUCAUCUAUACCACCUACUCCAUCUACGCCAUCUAUGCCACCUACUCCAUCUAUGCCAACAAUCACAUCAGUACCCUCUCCCACUUCUGAAUUUCUCGCAUCUACCUCUCCCCCGACAUCUUCCUCGCUUCCAGUCAUACCUCCCCCUUCACCUUCUUUACCAUCUCCUUCACUGUCAUUACCCCCCUCUGGCCCCAUGGCUUCAUCUACUCCUUCUGGUUCGUCUGCUGCCUCUACUUCUGUGCCUGUCUCUUUGGAUGUUGGUGACAAAAAUAGCAAGAAUAACAAAAGAAAAGCCAAAGAAGCAAAACAAAAGCCAGAUAAGCGCCUUCCAAGAGGGUCUCGUAGUUUAGGUGGGGAAUUAUUUUCUCUCUGAGUUUUAACUUGCCCUAUUUAAAACUUUUUUUUUUUUUCCUUUUCUUUUCUUUUUUCUCUCUCCU
Mucor mucedo is the source of this 894-nucleotide messenger RNA. RefSeq lists its product as uncharacterized. The record is from RefSeq and is a predicted model, not a curated record. Bases 39 to 830 code for a protein of 263 amino acids. The transcript is spliced from 2 exons. NCBI's taxonomy places the organism in Eukaryota, Fungi, Mucoromycota, Mucoromycetes, Mucorales, Mucoraceae.